AUGCUUUAUUCGAAACUGGCUUCAAGAGGCAGGGUAGAUCAGAGUGCUCGAGGGCCCGUUGAAUUUAGAGAUUUCUAUCAGGCUGAUGAAUAUGUCUCUCGUGCGCCGCUGCUUCCCGCUGCAAGAGAAAGUGCCGAACCCCAUCUUCGAGACCGCGAGUUGGAAAGGUUGACAGUGAAGUUCAGGGAGGUUCAAAGUCAUAUAUCUACGUUGUCACAAUGCUGCGUAAAUUACUCCAAAGGUGUUCACGCUUUUGUAAAACACUGUGUGAAAAUAAAUCGCCAGUUCGAAAUCCUCUUGAACAGUGCUCAGAGCUGGACAACACUCUGUUCUACCACAUCGGCAAGCAAGAGGGGCGACUAUCCCACAACCUCGCCUUUGGAGCCGUUUCUAGAAAAAGCGAAUGACAGCGACGGCCUGACAUUCGCUUUCUCUGAAAUGAACCAAAGCAUACGCGACCCGAGCAGGCACCAAAGACGGCAAGAGGUUGCCCUGCGCUUGAUAGAGGCUGAUUUGCGAAUAGUGAAGCAGUGCUUGGUGGAGCCGCUGCUCAGUAUUGCGGAGAUCUGCAAACGCGUUGGACGCACUUUGCAGCGACGAGAAGUCCUCGCAGUGGCCGUCAAAGAGCGUAUGGAGAGGCUAGCCUGGCUAGAAAACCGGACUCGAGGUGCCUCUCCUUUAGAUAGACGCCAGCAACGAAAAAAGGCACGGGUGGCUCGAGAUCUGGAACUUGAAAAGCUCAAGCUUGAGUCUCUCAGUACAACCAUCAAAGUUGAGCUGAAAGUGCUCUUCAAGCUCUUCGAUGCCUUUGUCACGACCUGGGCACCCAACUUUUUCCUGACCAUCUUCUCGAUCGCGUACACGAUGCACCGUUAUCUCGGUCGCGCCGGCGUAGACGAGAGCAUAACUCAUCAGCAAGCGCUAGCGCUUCUCUCACCAUCAGAGCCAGGACAGUUCAAACAGCAUUCGCUAAAAAAGAGAGUUGCGCAAACACCUAGCGAUAUUUCCUGCGGUUUGCCCUCAAUAGCUGACAUCGUGGCCAGUUUCCACCUUGAUUUUGACAGUGUAGUGAGCCUAUUGGGCAACUUCCGCGUCACGAGCUUUGAAUCGCUAUAUCAGCUAACUCUUUCUAGCGCCACUGAGAGUGCGAAGUCCUACUUUCAGGACAAUGCUGUCCGAGGAACUGUUCCAACGCUCUAUGCCACUGCAAUAUUUGGAUUCUCCUCAACGGAGCCGACUCACUCCGACGAUUUAAGUUUUUGCCGCAACGACAUCAUUAAGGUUAUCAAGAGAAAUGAAAAUGGGUGGUGGUAUGGCGAAGUAAUCCGUACAAAGCAGAGAGGCUACUUUCCAGCCAGCUGUGUACAGCUCGAGAAGCUGCUUUGA
Molecule: messenger RNA, 1386 nt
Organism: Lachancea thermotolerans CBS 6340
Lineage: Eukaryota; Fungi; Ascomycota; Saccharomycetes; Saccharomycetales; Saccharomycetaceae
Product: BAR and SH3 domains-containing protein
Exons: 1
Coding region: 1-1386 (461 amino acids)
Biological process (GO): actin cortical patch localization; plasma membrane tubulation; endocytosis
Cellular component (GO): medial cortex; actin cortical patch; Rvs161p-Rvs167p complex
Molecular function (GO): lipid binding; protein binding
Source: RefSeq, a predicted model, not a curated record